Phytophthora sojae is the source of this 1326-nucleotide messenger RNA. RefSeq lists its product as hypothetical. The transcript has a single exon. NCBI's taxonomy places the organism in Eukaryota, Oomycota, Peronosporomycetes, Peronosporales, Peronosporaceae. The record is from RefSeq and is a predicted model, not a curated record. The annotation marks the transcript as partial.
AGCAGCAGCGACCGCUGCAGCUCCUGCUCCAGCUCGGACUCAAGCGCCGACGCCCUGGACGACGACUACGGUGCGCACGCCUUGUCGUCGUCUGAAGACGAGGAUGAAGACGACGACGACGACGACGAGCAGGGGGAUGACGACGACGAAGACGACGAGCAGCAGAAUUCAGCCAGCCACUUUCUGGUCAAGCCGAUGCCCUCGAGACUGCAGGUGUGCCCCGUGGACGACCUCGCCGUCGAGGACGAGAAGCGCAGGAGACGCUCGCGCCGCAACCUGAAAAACAAGUCGAACGGCAAGAACGCACCGCUCAAUGGCGCCAGCCGAGACGCAGAGAGCCUUCCCUCAACCCCCAGCCCGAUCAUGGUCCGCACGCGACUCAGCGGUAGCUCACCGACACUGUGCAAUGUUGAUUCCUCUGUUGCCAGCGCUACGAUUGUCGACAGGAACCGCCGCCCCAGCAGCGCAAAAGAGAGGAAGCACACGUCGGCGCUGCAAGCUGCAGUAGUAGGAGGACCCACCAACGACCACGUGCUUGCGCCAGCCGUCCCUUUGCUUCGAAAAGAUUCGGCGGCUAUUCGGAGACAAUACUGGAGCCAACUGGGCUUUAGUCUAUCACGUAGCGACCUGGAGAAGAGUACCGGCCGCAAGAAGGAGCGUCGCGAAGGCUUAAAGGUGCAGUUGAACGAUGCUGGCUUGAAGGAUGAAAAUGGCGCCAAGGGCUUCCUCCGGUUCAUCACGAGCUGGUACGCGCCCAUCACGGCCGUCAGCGGCGACGACAAGUCGCGGAAAGACAAGAACCGCUCUACCAGCGCAAGGCAACUCCGGUCGUCGCUGUCUCGAGUAUCAGCGAGUUCCGCUGUCGAUACCCCCACGCAGAAGAAGGGAGUGCGCUUCAACGAGGAGGCCGAGCUGUUCUACAUCCCGCUGCACCGCGACUACUCGAAGCGUCAACGCGACUGCAUGUGGCAUACACGCUCCGAGUUCGUCGCGAUGGUAGAGCGCAAUCUGGACGCCGUGUACGAUGAGAUGGAGCGCGAGUACGAGGCCCAGCUGGAGAACGAGUACCUGGAAAAUGAGGGCAUGGCGCGCGAGGAGGCUCGUCAACGUACCAUCGAGGCCCAGCAGCGAAAGGCCGCGGAGUCGGCAGCCGAGGCUGAAGCAGCUCGUCGCAGCCUGUCGCCGCCGCUCAGUCGUAGCUCCAGCACAAUGUCGUCGUCCGUGCCGACGCUCACGCUGUCCCAAAAGCAGGUGCUGGUGUCACCUCGAGCGCGCUCGUCCCACGACCUCCGCUUCAAGUACCUCAAGCACCUCGGAAUCGACAGC